UCUCAGCCUCUGGCUUAGUUUCGUCCUCCCCCUUGGCCCCGCUCUGUCCUCCCUCCCGCAGGUCCCGGCUGGCAGAGCGAAGGGUCCCGUCCCAUGGCCGCGUUCCCUGAGGAGCCAGGGCUCCUGUCCUGCGGGUCCUGUGACAUGGUCUUCCGCUCCUGGCCACUGCUGGCCACCCACACUCAGCGCUUCUGCAUUGGCCGUCUGACCCGCGAGGUUGUGCCACAAGAACACCAGGGCCUCCCAGACCAGGAGGCCAGCGAAUUGGCUCUAAAGCAGCUAACCGAGGAGGUGCAGCGGCUGUGGCUGUACCUCCAGGACAUGCUGCCCUGGAUAACAGAGGUCCCCAGGGGACUAGAAGGGCCCCGCAGAGAGGCGCCCGCGCACGGCCCCACCGCCGAAGCUGCUGGAAGCCCUGGGGAGCGGCUUCGGGCGCUGCAAGGGACUCACGCAAAGCGGGUGGCGGAGACGGAGUCGCAGAGCCGGGCUCUGGAGCGACGCCGCGAGGAACUGAGCCAGCGCCUCCAAGGUUUGGCCCAGACCCGGGCCGGAAUAGCACGCCUCCGAGGCCUGGAGCGGGAGCUUCGAGAACUCCGGGCGGAAGCCAGGCGAUCGCGCGGAGCUCUGGACGCGCUGGGGGCGCAGGUUCGGCUGCUGCAGCCCGAGCCCGGGACCCGGCCCCACGCCUCGCGAGAGGCGGAGCUGUGUUGCCCGGUGCUGCAGGCCACCCCGGCGACUCUGGCUGCCGAGAUCGGGGCCCUGCGUGAGGCCUACGUUCGAGGCGGGGGCCGGAACCCCGACGUUCUGGGCCACAUGUGCCAACUGCAAGUGGAGGCAUCAGCACUGGAUCUGCGGCGGCUGCAGCCCCGCAGAGGGCGGGCGGGAGGCGGCUUUGGCGAGCUUCUGGCAGUGGAAGCUGAAAACCGGCGCCUGGAGGCAGAAAUCCUGGCCUUGCGGAUGCAGAGGGGCGCAGGCCCUGCGUCCUGGGGUCAGCGAGCGCCCUUGCCCCGCGCCAUCUCGCUCUCCCAGGAGGCCGAGCUCAGAGGAAGGGGUUAGAGGGACUACGCGAGGGAAGAUCCCCCACGCCUCCCGCCGCCGGUGGCUCCUCCGCUGCCGCCGCGUCCACCUUCGGCAGGCCUGCGGGCCCUGGGAACCAUGACCAGAAACCUAGGCCUGGAUCCGCACUUCCUCCUGCCCGCUCCUGACGUUCUGGGCCCUGCACCCUACGACCCUGGGGCUGGCCUGGUCAUUUUCUAUGACUUCCUUCGGGGCCUUGAGGCUUCUUGGACUUGGGUGCAACUGGUAACUGGCUUGACCCGCGAUGGACAGGAUACAGGAGGGGCCACAGCAUUGCCUCCAGCCCUUUGCUUGCCCCCACCUCCAGCUCCGGGGCCUGUGGGCAACUGUGCCAUCCUUGCCAGCAGGCAGCCUGUACCCAGACUGCCACCUUCACCAUCAGUAUCCCUGGUCUGUGAGCUACAGGCCUGGCAGGGGCUGGCAGGGGCUGGGGAACCACGGCCCAAGGCUUGGGCCUCCCUGGUGCUCUUUGACUGGGAUCAAAGGGUGCUGAGUGGACGUUGGCGUCUUCCACUUCGGGCCCUCCCUCUGGACCCCAGCCUUAGCCUUGGACAGCUGAAUGGGAUUCCCCAGGUAGGUCAGGCCGAGCUCUUUCUGAGACUGGUUAACGCAAGAGAUGCGGGUGUCCAGACACUGGCAGAGAUCAACCCAACAAACACCCAGGAGUACCAGUACCCACCUCCGACGUCCUGCUCACCUUCACUAGAAGCAAGCUACCUUGUCCCCACAGCUGGCUUUGUCGACCCCCCUCCUCCUGCAGAAGAGCCCCUCAGCAGCAGAGUCAAGGAAGAUGAGGAUUUGGGCCCUCAUCCCAGCUUUGACCCACUCCCUCUGGCUUUGAGUUUAAGGAACGUGGACAUGAGUAGCUUCCCAUACACAGAACUAGGACUUCAGAAUGAGGCCUGUUGCCAGAACUGCAGCUUUACUACUCCAUGUUCUCAGGGGGUUUUAGACAGCAAAUAG
This is a messenger RNA of Canis lupus familiaris (dog), 2040 nucleotides long. RefSeq names its product coiled-coil domain containing 17 (gene CCDC17). The record is from RefSeq and is a predicted model, not a curated record. NCBI's taxonomy places the organism in Eukaryota, Metazoa, Chordata, Mammalia, Carnivora, Canidae.